CUCGAUCGCAGCCAAAAAAAGAGGACGAAGAAAAAAAAGAAGCCAGUGGUCUUCUACAAACGUAAUGGCGAUACAUGAUUUGGACGACAGACCCGCUGCUGCACAAAACAAUGCGGCAAUAGAAAGCGAUAUGGAGAUUUCAGAUAAUAGCGAUGCCGAAUUGGAACAACAAGUCUCGCUUCUUGCGCAGCAGUCUUCUGCGUCUGCACCACCGCCACCAAAACCUUCAGCACCCACACCCACACAAGUACCCACACAAGCACAAGCACAAGCACCAAGUUCGUUCAAUAUAGUAAAAGACGAGAUACCAGUGGACGACUGGGUAAUGGGCAGAAAGCCUUUAUUUUCAAGACCGCCGAAAUCGCUCAUCAUCAACGUGGCCAACGAUAACCCGGCCGAUAACAAGAUUAUUGAAGACAUUUACGGACCGUUUCCGGAAGUAUCUUUCCCCACUUACCAAAGCGGAGCCAUGAAAGACACCGAAGAAAUGGCUCGAGCUCUUUUGGAAUUGAAACAACGGAUUGCGCGAGCGGAAGAACUACGACGACAAUCGGCUUCACCUGUCACACCAGUAGCUACCCUCGCGACUACCCCACCUGCCAAAUCGACGCCCGUCGAAUCAUCCUCCUUGGCUUCUCCAGCACUAAAAAAGCCAAUCACCGCAGAUUCAUCCUCGUCUAAACCCAUCGUGAAACCAAUCACGCCACCCAAUACCUCUAGCAACCUCGUUGUUCAGACCUCUCCAGACACAUCAGCACCAACAGCGAAAAUAUCUCUUCCUACGAAACCUGCUCGCCCACAAGAACCACUGAAAGAAGUGACGAAAGAACUGCCCAAACAACCGGAGAAGAUGAUUGUCGAUCCAGUUACCGAACCUGUCAAGGCUUCAUCCACCGAUGUCCCAAUGAAAGAAAGAAUGAACGAACCAGUCAAGACAGCCAUCGAUGUUCCUGUGAAAGAGAGUGUAAAUGAACCGGUCAAGACGUCUAUCGACGUUCCCAUGAAAGAAGCCAUUGUCGAAGCUGUGAAAGAGCCGAUCAAAGAAAGCACGAAACAAGUCACUGAAUUGGGUACCCAAUCAUUGCCGACCAAACCCAUCACUCCAUCGGCCAAGUCCGUUAAUUUAUCAACCAAACCGUCGACAACCGAGCCCUCAACUUCAACACGAAGACCCUCCAUCAAGGAAGCAACACUCAACGCAUUGCAAAACUUGAUCGAGAUCAAUGAGUCUAAGCUGAAGGCUUCAUCAUUGAUAUCGGCGUCUCGAGCGCCAGUACCGUUUACGUCUUUUUCGGCUUCGGCCUUAAUAGCACCGCCACCACGAGAGCCAGAAUCUCUGGCAAAGGUACCGACGUCGCCUUUGGUGAAACCAUCGGUAUCAGCCCCGUUAUCAGAGCUGCCUCCCGCCGAGCCGCAUGUUCAAAAUACGGACGAUAUGAAUGUGGAAGAAUCGGAUGAUUCGAAUGAGUAUUAUGGCACGCCACCUUCGUCGCCCAUUAGAGAGGAACCGACUGAGGAAGAAAUUGUCGCCGACAUCAAACGAAUGAUUGCCAGUAUUGACCAGCAAAAGAAAGCCAUUGAAGAAGCUGAGGAACGCAAGAAGGAGAUCAACUUGAAGAUUCUCAAAGCUGAAGUGCUUCUUUCCAUUGAACGCAAUCGGCAAAAAAGUCGGGCAAUGGAAGACCCGGUGGUCGGCAAGAAACGCCCAUUGGAUCCCGAGACGAGCCUUGAACAACAGAUCAAGAGAUUGAAAGAGGACGAUGAACUGAGCGAUAUGGAUAUUGCCGAUGACGUUUCAGUGGGUAGCUCAUCGUCUCCCUCUGCGCCCAAUUAUGGUGUCCCUGCUUCAUCUUCUGCUCCAACUUCCACUGCGACAACCACCUCUGCACCGCCGCGAUCGGCCCCUAUUUCAUCUUCCAGCAUACCAGCAUCGUCAAUCGCUCGUCCUCACGUAUCUGCCUCAAUUCCCCCUAUUCCCUUCAACCAGGCUUUAUCUUCCCAUUCAUCCGCAUCGCCUCAUACAAUCCCUCUUCCAUCCAUUCCGUCAUCGAACUUGCCGCCUAUGCAUCAUGGUCGAGGAACAAUUCCUACGGCUGGUAAUUCAUCGUUUCCCUCUGGCUUGUCCCAUUCGUCUACGAGUUCAUCAACCUAUCCCGUUCCGCAAAUGCCUCUUGCAACGCUCUCCAUGCCACCUCCCGUUCAGCCGACCGUAUCGAAACCGACGGUCUCGCAACCGACGGCCGUAAAAUCGACCGUAAAAUCGACUGCUAGCGCAAAGCCAAGCGCAGCGGAGAGUAUAACUGGCAAGCGCCAAUCGCCGAUGGUAAAACCCAAGUCAGCCAGAGUGGUUCCUCUUGCGGAUGGUUUGCAGCUCACAACGUACAUGACCGAACUGGAAGCACUGGUCAAGUUCCGUCUUUCGGAACAGAAACCGACCACCGACAAUCAAAACGUCGUUCGACCGCCGCCACGUCCUGCGCGCCUUGUCAUUGUGGACGGAUUUACAUUGACGAUGGAUUCCGUGCUGCUGAAUCGAGAUCACGGAAAACCAAAGGAAAUGCCAAACACUCCUGGAGCGGGUUCAACUGACCCCACGUCCGCCAUAACAUCGACUGACGAUGAGGUAAACAACGAAAUCAAUGAGAGUGGUUCAUGUGAUAUGAUUAGCUGUUACUCACUCGGAGCCAUGGGAAUAGAAACCGUUAUCUGAUUCGGCCAUGACAAAUGAGAGUGUGCUUUUGUAUCUAUUGCAACGGGAUAAACCGCUAUUGCCGAUUCGGUCUCUUGAAGUACGUAGUGCGGUUUCGCGGAUUCUCGAUGCUCUGCCUCCUCGAGCCGUACAGAUCAUUUCUCAACGAGAAUUAUGGUCCACCGUC
Molecule: messenger RNA, 2876 nt
Organism: Radiomyces spectabilis
Lineage: Eukaryota; Fungi; Mucoromycota; Mucoromycetes; Mucorales; Radiomycetaceae
Exons: 2
Coding region: 65-2710 (881 amino acids)
Source: RefSeq, a predicted model, not a curated record